Messenger RNA from Fraxinus pennsylvanica, 3654 nucleotides. The record is from the annotation of a GenBank genome assembly. Lineage: Eukaryota; Viridiplantae; Streptophyta; Magnoliopsida; Lamiales; Oleaceae.
AUGAUGAUGGCUGAGACAGAUGGGAGAUCAUCGAUGAUAAUGGAGGAAUUAUUUCAGGCGGACGAUAAUUGCGAUGACGUAUACCUCGAUCUUGACUCUUUCUGGAAUCUCAUGGGAGGCCCUCCAGAACAGGAUCCUUCAGGACCUUCACAGGUGAGGCCAGAGAAUUCUUCAUCAAACGACAUCCCACAAGGUUUGUAUCACAACCAGUUGAUGGAAGAAAAUGAUCUUGGAACCUCUGUUGCACAUAUAGGGGAAUCAUGUAUCAUCGAUGGUGAUGGGUCUUCCCAUGGAGCUUCUCACGCCGAGUCUAGUUCUUGUGAAAUUCCUGGGGGGGAUGUUCCAGAUUUCUUAUCUGAAAAUGGUGAUAUGUAUUUUUUAGGUUCUGAUAAUACAUCUCAUUUUGCUCCAAUGAAUCCAGAUUUUACUUAUAGUUCAGUAUUUAAUUCGUCAUCUAGCGAGGAUAAUUGGAUGAUGAACAUAUUGGAUGAGGCGGAGGUUCCAACUCAGGACUUCACUAGGACGAUGACAUUCGAGGAUCUAGUUGGAAAUGACAUUGUACAGCUGAAUGCUAAUUUUGGUAGUGAUGACUUUGUUUCUGCAAGCAAUGGUAUUCCAUUUACUAAAUCGAGUGACAUGCAUACGAUGAGGAGUGCAUUAGAUUAUGCCACUCCAAGUAUUUUUUCAAAUGUUUUCAGCAAAGUACAUGAUCAUGUAAAGAUUGAGAAGAAAGGGGAAUCAAUUACAUCCAGUGACAUAGCUUUCAGAUCUUCUGAAAUCAUUGAUGGUGUAAAUGGUAGGAACUUCUUUGGUGUUGCUGAUGGGCUUUCUACUAAUGGUGACAUAAAAUGGUCAUUGUCCGAUUCUCCAACUCCCUGUUCAAGUGAGAAUAAUUUGUCCCAUAUGAAGUAUGAGAAAGAUGAAAUAUCAAAGAGAGCUCGCUUUUCUCUUGGUACAGUUGACGAAAUUUCAGCAAAAAAUUCCACUGUAGUUGCUCAUGGUUGUGGUCCUAUUGUACAGGCGGCAGAGAAACCUGCCUUACUGCCAUCCACCUCAAUUAAUGAACAAUUUAGUUGUUUAAAGACAGAACAAAAACCAAAGGUUAAUGAUUCUUUUAUUUCAAAUAUCAACUGCCAAGGAUCACAGAUUGGUACAGUGCAUCAAAGCUACCAUGUUGAUGAAGACUCUGAUCUAUGUAUUCUGGAGGAUAUGAGUGCACCACCGUGCAUAAAUACCACUGCAGUAAGUGCCAAGUUGGUUGCUGCUUCCCAUCUUUCCACAUCAAGAGACCCUAUAAGCCACACGGUAGCGGCUCAUUCAAAGAUCAGACAAAAUGACGAACGAUUCAUCUAUCGAGUUGCUUUGCGGGAUCUUUCACAGCCAAAAUCAGAAGCUACUCCACCAGAGGGCCUUUUGGCUGUACCUCUGUUGAAACACCAGCGAAUUGCCUUAGCAUGGAUGGUCAACAAGGAGACAGGUGUGACAUGCUGUUCUGGUGGAUUUCUUGCUGAUGAUCAGGGACUUGGGAAGACCAUAUCAACAAUUGCACUUAUACUGAAGGAAAGGUCUCCAACUGCUAAAGCAUCUAAAGCGAAUGAAGAACAAUGCAAGGCAGAGACAUUAAAUCUGGAUGAGGAUGAUGGAGUGUCUGAGAUCUAUCAAUCGGAGCAAGGAGCCAAAUCUUGUCAAGUUGACGGAUCCCCCAUCAGUGGGACACAUAUGCAAGCAAAGGGUAGGCCACCUGCUGGAACACUUAUUGUAUGUCCGACAAGUGUUCUUCGACAGUGGUAUGAUGAGUUACGCAAUAAAGUAACAAGGGAAGCUGAUCUCUCAGUUCUAGUCUACCACGGAAGCAACCGUACAAAGGAUCCUGUUGAGCUGGCUAAGUACGACGUUGUACUUACAACAUAUUCAAUUGUGAGCAUGGAGGUGCCGAAGCAGCCUCUUGUUGAUGAAUAUGAAGAUGAGAUUGAAUCUGAAUCUAGAUUUUAUGGUAGAAAAAGGAACUACCCCGAAAAUAAAAAAUCCUCAAAGAGUAAGAAGAGCAAGAAAGGAAUUGACAAUGAAUUACUAUCUGGCCCCCUUGCCAAGGUUGGAUGGUUUCGGGUUGUACUCGAUGAGGCUCAGAGCAUUAAGAAUCAUAGAACUCAAACAGCUAGGGCAUGUUGGGGACUUCGUGCUAAACGUAGGUGGUGCUUAUCAGGGACACCUAUCCAGAAUGCAAUCGAUGAUCUUUAUAGCUACUUCAGAUUUCUCAGAUAUGAUCCGUAUGCUGUUUUUCAGUUCUUUUGCUCUACUCUAAAGGUGCCAAUACAUAGGAACCCAAAGGUUGGGUACAAAAAGCUACAAGCCGUGUUAAAGACUAUAAUGUUGCGUCGAACCAAAGGUACUCUUAUUGAUGGAGAGCCAAUCAUCAAUCUCCCCCCAAAAAUAAUAGAAUUGAAAAAAGUGGAUUUUUCAAAGGAGGAGCGAGAUUUCUAUCGCAGUCUUGAGGCGAAUUCACGUGCUCAAUUUGCAGAAUAUGCUGCUGCUGGAACUGUCAAACAAAAUUAUGUCAACAUAUUAUUGAUGCUUUUGCGGCUUCGACAAGCUUGUGACCACCCUCUUCUUGUUAGUGGAUUCAGUACUAAUGCAAAAAUGACUGCCUCCAUUGAGAUGGCCAAGAAACUUCCUCAGGAGAAACAAAUUAGCCUUCUAAAUUGUUUGGAAGCGUCCUUGGCAAUUUGUGGAAUAUGCAGUGAUCCACCAGAAGAUGCUGUUGUAACAGUCUGUGGACAUGUCUUUUGCAAUCAGUGCAUAAGCGAGCAUUUAACAGGUGAUGAUACUCAGUGUCCCACCAAGACUUGCAAAACUCGUCUUGAUAUAUCGUCCGUGUUUUCUAUAACAACCCUACGGAUUGCUCUAUCUGUGGAUGGGUUCAGCAAGGCUAAUAUUAACGGUUCCUCUGGUUCAGAAGCAGCUCAGGUGUCUGAGCCUUGUCCUUUGAGUUGUCCAUAUGAUUCCUCAAAAAUUAAGGCUGCUCUUGAGGUCCUGCUAUCCUUGUCUAAACCUCAGGAUUGUGCCUCAAGAACAAGCUCCUCAGGAUCCUCAGUUGGAGCUUCUUUUUCUGAAAGUUUACCUGGGACAGCUAAUGAAAGUCCAGACUUGAGUGGAUGUUCAAACUCUUUGGUUAAGGUAGGGGGAGAGAAAGCUAUUGUUUUCUCACAAUGGACGGGGAUGUUGAAUUUGCUCGAAUCUUGUUUGAAGGACUCUACCAUUCAAUACAGGAGACUUGAUGGAACAAUGUCUGUUGGUGCCAGAGACAACGCCGUGAAAGAUUUCAAUACCAAUCCCGAGGUUACUGUUAUGAUAAUGUCUCUGAAAGCUGCAAGUCUUGGACUGAACAUGGUUGCUGCUUGUCAUGUACUCCUCCUGGACCUGUGGUGGAACCCAACCACUGAAGAUCAAGCCAUUGACAGAGCACACCGUAUUGGGCAGACGCGUCCGGUUUCAGUUUUGCGGCUGACAGUGAAAGAUACAGUAGAAGAUCGCAUUUUGGCUCUUCAGCAAAAGAAGAGGGUGAUGGUUUCAUCUGCAUUUGGAGAGGAUGAGACUGGUAGCCGUCAAACACGGCUUACUGUGGAUGACCUGAAAUAUCUAUUCAUGGCUGAUUAA